GACCACCCCACCCAACACCAGAGCGAGGCUAAUACAUCCAACAUGGCGGAGUCUAUUCAUGUUGCGACGUGAAUCCGCACUUUAGGAAGUUUUCCGUUAUGUCCAGACGUAUUUAGGCGAUUUGGCGUGCAGAUAAAAGAUUCCAAGCAUGUCCGGUGGAUUCAAGUCCUACGUCAACAUGAACGAAGUGGAGAAAACGGAGCCAGAAGUCCAGAAAAAGGACGUGAAGAAAAUCGCCAACGAAGUCUUCGGAGGCCCUCUGGAACCAAAGCUUCUACCAGGGGAACUGGUGAUCGCUGAAGGUCAUAACGUUCUAAAGUUUGACUCAACCGAUGACUUCAACCAUGGCAUUUCUGGAGCCCUCUUCUGUACAAACUUCAAGAUCAGCUUUGUGACAGCGAACAGGUCUUCCUACGACUUGGGUGAAUUGAGACAGAGAAACCAGCUGCUGUCUGAACACGAUAUUGCCCUGACUUGCGUGGAGGCUAUUUAUCAGGUGUGGAAUGGCAAGAAGAAACGACUGCCACCUGGUAGCAACAUACAAGGCAGGGUUGGAAUAUUAGAGAUUCAUUGUAAGGAUUUCAGGAUACUGCCCUUCAGCUUCAAGUUUACUCCUAAAGAGGCUGAGAGAAAUGUAGUCAAUGCCAUCCUGCACCACGCCUUCCCCACCUCGCUGGACCUGCUGUUUGCUUUUGAGUACAACCCAGGGAAGAACCUGAGGAUAGGUAUUGCAGACACCCCAGAGUUCCGAGCAGUGAAGGACUGGGAGAGGGAGUUAUCCAGAGUGCACCCUGCUGGCUGGAGGGUCAGUUUUGCCAACACCAACUUCAAGAUGUCAGACACGUUACCAGAACAGUUCAUCGUGCCUUCUUCCCUGUCUGACCAUGACCUGAACAACUCCAGCCCACACUUUGUGGACGGCAGAGUUCCUUUGUGGAGUUGGAGCCACCCAAAUGGGAGUUCCCUGGUCAGGAUGGUGGAGCUGAGAUCAGACACAACACAAACACAGUACCUAGAAAGGCACUGCCUACCAUCCACUCAGGUGGUGCCACUGGGAGGUUUAGACAGUAUGUUGAGGGCAAUAGAGAGCACCCACCCCGAGAAAACCAAGGCUUCUGUUAUCGACCUGGGCAGACUAUGUCCCUCGCCCAAGUACAUUCAGCAGGCUUACUACAAACUACGGGACCUGUGUAUGCCAGCUGGUGCUGAAGACUUCUGGGCUGCUGACCAGAAGUGGUAUAGUCUACUGGAUGGGACCAAAUGGUUACAGUGUGUCAGUGCUUGUCUGUCUGUGUCGUCUGCUGUGGCUGAGAGAAUAGCUGGCAGUAGGCAGACUGUGGUGCUUAGAGAGUACGAUGGUCGUGACCUGUCGUGUGUGGUGUCGAGCCUGGUGCAGGUGAUCCUGGACUGUCACACCCGUACCCUGGUGGGGUUCCAGUCCCUGGUGCAGAGGGAGUGGGUGGUGAGCGGACAUCGCUUCACCGACAGGCUGCACCACGUGCACGCCAAGGACAAGGAGAACGAGGAGUCGCCAGUGUUCCUGUUGUUCCUGGACUGUGUGUGGCAGCUGCUGCAACAGUUCCCAUCAUGCUUUGAGUUCACGGAGACGUACCUGACCACCCUGUGGGACAGCGCCAGGGUGCCGCUGUUCGCCACCUUCCUCUUCAACAGUGAAAGGGACAGAUAUGUAGCCUGCAUGGAUGCUAAGCGAGACAAGAACGACAACACGUCGCCGACCCUGAUGUCUGUGUGGGACUGGUCCCUCCAGUUCUCCGACCAGGACCGUCUGCUCUUCAACAACCCUCUGUACGGCGGCAAGCUGGCUGAGUACUUCCCCGAACACCCCUCGAAUGGCCCCACAGUGGUUCCUCCCAACCCCACCAACACGCUGGGGAGCUUCAAGUCCAGGAACAAGUGGAAGAGCAAGAAGAAGCAAAAACAAGCCGGCGCAUCUGCACAGGUGUCGUUCACAGCUCCUUCAACACCAACUUACAACGGGCCGCUGUUCCCGAUUAACAUUGGAGCCGGACUGAAGUUAUGGACCCAAUGUUACAUGAGGUGGAUACCGUGGGCCCACACUGUCGGUGGUGGCCCUCCCUCGGAGUACUUCCACCAGUGUCUCCUUGUGGAUGAACUUCACAUCUUAAACAUGAAGAUCCACGAUCUAGAGACGUCUAAACCUGAUGAGCACAACACCAGCCAGGACAGCGGAAUGUUCUUCACGUUCGAAAGCCCCCGAGGGUUUGAUGCAAACGAUUCCCUAACGUCUGCAUUUCCCUACUCCCCUAUAGGAAGCAUGGACAGGAAGUCCAUAGUGGGAACCCCUCUCUUCUCCUUCCUUCGUAGGAUGUCUGUUUCAAGCUACAAUGGAGCAGCAGCAGCAAACGGGGAUGACUGAGUUUCUCUGUCUGUAUUAUUAGACCACCUGAUUUUUUUUUAAAUUCCCAAGUCAAAUGACUCUAAAUUGGCAAGAACUGUAGUAUGGAGGCUUUUAGAACUUCAAGGUGAUUUUUCACACUAUAGUCUGUAUUUUCAGAGAUAACCUGUAGUUAGUUGUGCUGUGUCCCCUGCUGUGUAUGUGGCCUUGAUAGUACAUGUAACUGCCUUGUACAUGUAGGCUGGCAAUCUUGUAGACCAAGAAUGCCAUUUUGAAGCUUUGUCGAAAAGAAGAGCAUUUUUAACAGACACUUGUUUUAUUAUUAACCUAUUGUUCCACUGUAUUUUAAUUUUUUAACUUAAUUCUUGUAGAUUUGUAUCUGAUUCACCUCUAAGUAAUGUACAUGACAAAAAAGAAGUUCUUAAGAGCGAUUGCUUUCAAUUUGUAAUUCAGCAUAAGAUAUUGAAACUAGAAUUAAGUCAUCACAACCAUUACUGUCAUCUUUGUUGAUUAUAGCAUGAUGCCUAUACUUGCCAUUAUUGAUCAUGUACCUAAUACUUGUUAAUUCAUUUUAAAACAUAAUCUAAUGUUGUAAAUAUUCACAUGAAGGUGCAAUGUUACCAAUAUGUCCCUUUGUUAGUCUUGUAUAUUUUGAGUCAGCUGUUGUUAGCUGUAAUACCAGUAGGUUAAGAUGGGAUUGUAACCUCUUCAUAUUUAAUGCAUCUCUAGAUAGUCAUACAUCAUGAUGGGAACAAUGCAUGUACAGUGCUGUAAUAAGUGACAGCUAGUUUUACCUAAUCCCCAAGCAGAUGUAGGGUUUACCUUGGAGUAGUUGGAGUUUUAUAUGUGUAUUUUUGAGGCAUUUUCUUUGUCUUUCUCCUUGUUUCUUCUGUAGCAGGAAGGUGAUGAGAUAAUAAUGCGGACCACAAGAAAGAUAAAGAAAAUGUCUCAAAGCUGAUCCUACAUCUACAAAUGUAAUUGGCAUUAGUUUUACCCCUUCAUAAUCAAUGUAAGUGUAAUUGCACAUCGAUGAGGGGUUGUAACUGUAUGUACAUGUCAACUUACUGUGGUGUAUCUUUCAAACCUGAGAUUGCAAUCAUGCUAUUAUUUGUUUCUUGACAGCAUAACUAAUUUUCCAAUCACUGCCAUGCCAAGUGAAAAAGGACAUGCCCCACAGUUCUUAUAAGUUUUCCUUUUUUCCAUAUUGCUUAAAUCUAAAGUUACUUGUUGAGUCCCGUGUAAAAUCAUCAAAACUGUUGUACUUGACCACACAAAUCACAAAGGAUGACGCCUAAAUCUGUUUGGAUAUUGCUUUAUGUUAUUGCUUAUCAUUGUGCAAAGACUGAUACCAGAAGUCAUUAACAUAAUCAUGAUUUCACUGGAUGAAUAAACACAUAACUUAAAUA
Branchiostoma belcheri (Belcher's lancelet) is the source of this 3783-nucleotide messenger RNA. RefSeq names its product myotubularin-related protein 10-B-like. The transcript has 18 exons. The record is from RefSeq and is a predicted model, not a curated record. Bases 149 to 2398 code for a protein of 749 amino acids. Lineage: Eukaryota; Metazoa; Chordata; Leptocardii; Amphioxiformes; Branchiostomatidae.